This is a messenger RNA of Lactuca sativa (garden lettuce), 3897 nucleotides long. RefSeq names its product putative ATP-dependent DNA helicase CHR12. Gene Ontology annotation, molecular function: histone binding; ATP binding. The record is from RefSeq and is a predicted model, not a curated record. NCBI's taxonomy places the organism in Eukaryota, Viridiplantae, Streptophyta, Magnoliopsida, Asterales, Asteraceae.
ACCAGAUAUACUUUAAUCGAAAAUACUUAAUAUGCAUAGUUUUUUAAGAACGGGAUUAUUAAAUUUUAGUUGACAGAGGCGGCAAAUAUUUCCGUGAUUCCAUCUAAGCAUGACAGGGGUAUGCUGGUAAAGUACUCCAAGGAGAUUCUGGUAAUUAGUGGAAGCAUCGCAAAGGUAUUUUCGUAAUCUACGCAUUGCAAGGGUAUUUUCGUAACUUCCUGUAAGCAUCGGUAGAUAGACAACCAAAGGUGCAACGGGGCAGCGAGGGUUACUUGGGCAGGCAAAGGGAAAGAGAGUUUUUAUGCGUUCAGCACAGAACCAAUAAUUCUUUGAAGCAUAAUUCCGCAUACUAACACGACAACAACCCCCUUGCCUCCAAUUUUUGGUAAAUUUUUGAAAAAACCCAACAAAUUUGAAAAAAUAAGGAGCAAACGGGGUUGUGGGUGCCUCCCGCCAUGAGUGCUCAGGUCUUGGAGAGGCAGCAGAGCUCUUCAUCGUUGCCAGAAGAUCAUAUAGACAACACCAAGACUCUGAUUUGUGCUCUUAGUUUCCUCUCUCGCAAUCUCCCUCUCCCCCCUGAUGUUUUCGAUGCCGUCUCUUCCAUCUACACCGCCGCCGCCUCCGAAGAUGCCGACGCUGGUGUUGACGCCACCGCCACAGGUGGAUCUGACUGCGACAAGCAAGUCGAUGAUGCUUCAUCGCCUAAUAACUCUCUAUUUCCAAAUGGAGGAGAUUUAAUGGCAGAUCUUGAGGAGGCUUUGGUCAAACAUCGAUCUAAUCACAUAACAGGUUCUGAAAUGGCAGAAACAAGGAAAAAACGGAUCGAGAGCCACAUCCAAAAUCGUUUGACACAACUUGAAGAAUUACCUACAAGCAGAGGUGAAGACCUUCAGUCAAAGUGUUUGCUUGAACUCUAUGGACUUAAGCUUGCUGAGUUGCAAAAAAAAGUGAGGUCAAAUGUGAGCUCAGAGUACAUGCUGUGCUUAAAUUGUGUGUAUCCUGAGAAGCAACUCUUUGAUUGGGGCAUGAUGCGGUUGUCUCGUCCUUCUUAUGGUGUGGGAGAUGCUUUUGCUGUUGAUUCAGACAACCAUCUCAAGAAGAAACGAGAUGCUGAGAGACUAACGAAAUUAGAGGAAGAAGAAAAGAAUAGAGUAGAAACUAGGAAGAGGAAAUUCUUUGCAGAAAUACUUAAUGCAAUAAGGGAACUCCAGUUGCAAGUUCAGGCCUCUCAAAAACGUAGGAAGCAAAGGAAUGAUGCUGUUCAGGCAUGGCAUGGAAGGCAAAGGCAGCGUGCUACUAGGCAAGAGAAACUGAGGUUCCAAGCUUUAAAGUCAGAUGAUCAGGAAGCUUACAUGAGAAUGGUUGAGGAAAGCAAGAAUGAAAGGUUGACUAUGCUUUUAGGGAAAACAAAUGAUCUUCUUGUGCGUUUAGGAGCUGCUGUUAGGCGUCAAAAAGAUGCUGAAUAUGAUGGAAUUGAACCUCUGAAUGCUCCAGAACCGGAGUUGCCUGAAUCAUCAUCUGCUUCAAAGAUUGGAACUCCUGAUGAAUCACAGCUUGAUGUGGAUGUUGAUUUAAUCGAGGCUAAACUUGAUAAUGGAGUAAAGACCUCUGACUUACUUGAAGGACAACGACAAUAUAAUUCAGUCAUCCAUUCAAUUCAAGAGAAGGUAACAGAGCAACCAGCAACACUUCAGGGUGGAGAACUAAGACCCUACCAACUUGAAGGGCUUCAAUGGAUGUUAUCUUUAUUUAAUAACAAUCUGAAUGGAAUAUUAGCUGAUGAAAUGGGAUUGGGAAAGACAAUUCAAACCAUCUCCUUGAUUGCAUAUCUCAUGGAAAACAAAGGUGUCUCUGGUCCUCACUUGAUUGUAGCUCCAAAAGCCGUAUUACCAAAUUGGAUAAAUGAAUUUUCAACAUGGGCUCCUAGUAUUGGUGCUUUUCUUUAUGAUGGGCGUCUUGAUGAGAGAAAAGCAAUGAGAGAAGAGUUGUCAGAAGGAAAGUUUAAUGUGUUGAUCACUCACUAUGAUCUUAUAAUGAGAGACAAAGCAUUUUUGAAGAAAAUUCCUUGGUUUUACAUGGUUGUUGAUGAAGGACAUCGGUUAAAGAAUGCUGAAUCUGUUCUUGCAAAGACUCUUGUCUCCGGCUACCAAAUCCGACGGAGACUUUUGUUAACUGGCACUCCAAUACAGAAUAGUUUACAAGAACUGUGGGCCCUACUAAAUUUUCUCCUUCCAACCAUUUUUAAUUCAGUUGAGAAUUUUGAGGAGUGGUUUAAUGCACCAUUUGCAGAUAGAUGUGAUGUUUCUUUAACAGAUGAAGAAGAGCUUCUCAUCAUUCGUCGUCUACACCAGGUUAUAAGGCCAUUUAUUUUGAGAAGGAAGAAAGAUGAGGUGGAGAAGUAUCUUCCACAGAAAACACAGGUCAUACUAAAAUGUGACAUGUCAGCAUGGCAGAAAGUAUACUAUCAGCAAGUUACUGAUGUUGGGAGGGUUGGAAUGGAUACUGGAAGUGGUAAAUCGAAAAGUUUGCAGAAUCUCUCAAUGCAACUGAGAAAAUGUUGCAAUCAUCCGUACUUAUUCGUGGGCGAAUACAACAUCUGGCGAAAAGAAGAAAUCGUGCGUGCAUCCGGAAAAUUCGAGCUGCUCGACCGCUUACUCCCAAAACUCCACCGAGCGGGCCACCGGGUUCUCCUUUUCUCACAAAUGACCCGUCUCAUGGACAUUCUCGAAGUCUAUCUCCAACUUCACGAAUUCAAAUACCUCAGGCUCGAUGGCUCAACAAAAACAGAAGAAAGAGGCACACUGUUGAAGCAAUUCAAUGCUCCUGAUUCCCCUUUUUUCAUGUUUUUAUUGAGCACGAGAGCUGGAGGGCUUGGGCUUAAUUUACAGACAGCGGAUACCGUCAUUAUUUUUGAUAGUGAUUGGAAUCCUCAGAUGGACCAGCAAGCGGAGGAUCGCGCCCAUCGGAUUGGUCAAAAGAAGGAAGUUCGGGUUUUUGUUUUGGUCAGCGUGGGGUCCGUUGAAGAGGUGAUAUUGGAACGCGCCAAACAGAAGAUGGGGAUUGAUGCCAAAGUCAUUCAGGCCGGGUUGUUUAAUACCACUUCUACUGCUCAAGAUAGGCGAGAGAUGCUGAAAGAAGUGAUGCGAAGAGGCACAAGCUCACUGGGAACAGACGUACCAAGUGAGCGAGAAAUCAACCGCUUAACCGCCCGAUCCGACGAAGAAUUCUGGCUGUUUGAAAAAAUGGAUGACGAAAGAAAACAAAAAGAGCGAUACCGCACCCGCCUUAUGGAAGACCACGAAGUACCUGAUUGGGCCUACACAAAGCCCGACAACCCAAAAGACAUGAGAGGCAAAGGCUUUGAUUACGAGACUGCUCAUCUCUCUGGAAAAAGACGUAGAAAAGAGGUCGUGUAUGCCGAUACACUUAGCGAAAUGCAGUGGAUCAAAGCCGUUGAGCAUGGAGGGGAUCAGGUCGGUAAAAGUAAACCCAGGAGGGAUGUGAGCCGUAAUAGUGUUGAAGAUGAGGGGGUGGAAGUGAAAAUUGUGAGCGAGGGGAUACUGGAACGUGGGUCUGCGUCCGGGUCCGGGUUGAAGAGGGUGAGGUCGCCCAAAAGUGAGAAUGUUGGGGUGGAUGAUGGGGAUUUGCCGACAUGGAGGACACAUAAGAAACGAUCGAUUCUGAGGUAUGUUCCGUGAUUCCGGUGUUGGAGGUCGGAAUUGGAAUAGGGUGGUAUUAGGGUUUAGUUUUUUGUUGUAAAAUGGUGCAGUAGGUUUAAGAUGGUUUUAUUUGUUUAUGGUUUUGGUUUGUGAUGAUGAUAUAUGAUAGUUUUUAUUUUUACUGUUAAAAUUCGUUUUGGUGUAUGAUAUUUUGAGCAUAUAAAGCAGUUCUGUGUAA